GUUGACACUGACAGGUAAAAAGCUGAAUAAAUCAUGUCAAGGAUAUAAGAGUAGACAUUUUGUUCAAAUGAGAUUAUGAAACAUUGACUUCUGGUGGUGUUUCACGGUGUUUAUUAAUGAAAAUGUCAGUUCUCGCAGAACUACUUGCGAGACAGUAAAGACCUUCAUUCCAGUGUUUAGAUUAGAGAGAAUGUGACAUUAAUUAAUUUGAAAUGCUGUGUUUGGGACGUUUUUGCUUCAUUGUGAAACUGACACUAAGAUAACUUCCGACCUCGUCCUUUAGAUACUUAGAAACUGAUCACUCUUACAGUCAAAACACCUGUUAAAUUAAUUAAAAUCUAAAGAUCUGAUCCGGUAGUAGGAGCUUUGGGAUAGCUAUACAUGGUAUUUUUUUAAAUCCUGUUAAUCUUUGCUGUGAAUUUAUGACGGUUUGAUUAUUUAUGGCUAUUUGUCCUCAAGUGUUUUAUUGUUGGAUUUGUUUGCAUUUAAUUUGAGUUCAAACUCGGUCACUUCUGCUGAAUAACAGCCACAGAGGCUAAGACUUGCAUACAGGAAAUAUUGGCAGAUACCAAAACCCUGGAGUGGGUUAAUUAUUGUCUGUUGUUUGGGCAUUAAACUGUUAAUUUGUUCAAGAAGAUUGUGCAUUUAUUCAGGAUUUUCCACUUGGAUGAAUAAAUCUUUUCCCCCUUAUGUAAAGAGUAUCCAUGCAACCAUCUGACCUGGUUUAAUAUAAACCUGCUGUCAUUAAACUCACUCCCGCGGUCUCAUUUUCACUUACAGGUGGAGCUCGAGUGAUUCUUGUUGAUUAAAGAGGACAGACAUUAUUGGACAAUGUUUGGAAAUCCUGGACCUUUCUCUUACUCCCCCAGGUAAGCUACCUUCAUUCAGUUUCAGGUUCAGGAUAAAACACAACUGUGAUUAUUCCUGCUGCUGCUCUGAAUUGUGGACUCUGGAUGGGUUAUCUUGAAGUCAUAGCACUGGUCACAUUGGUAUUUAUCUGAACACUGUUCAACUAAUUUGCUGCCCAGUUUGACAAGUUGGAUUUUAUUGUGAUCCAGGGGUUUCUCACCUGAGGACAUCCCUCAGAUGAGACGAACAUUUCCACAAGAUGACCACAGGAGUUCUCCAUUACAGAGAAACAACACGUCCAGACCCAGUGGAAAGUCGAUAUAUAGUACGUUGACACAAAAAAAAUUUUAAUACCUCAUUUUCGGUGAGACAUCUUGACUUAAACAGUGUUUUCUACACCAGUGCAGAGAAAGGAAUACUCAGAGGAGCUGAACAGAAAACCUGACAACCUUCAUGUCAGAGUGGAGGUAAAAUACAUCGAACCGGCACCAGAAUGAACACACAAAGAUCAAACAGUAAGAACUUCCCCUCAUACAUGACUCUCCAUCCUCACUCUACAGCACCUGUUCACCUGCGAGCUGGACGACCAGGAGGUGAAGACGGUGGAAGGCUGUGUGGCCAAGCUCAAAAGGCUGGAUGCCAAAGGUCGCAUUUGGUCCCAGGAGAUGAUCCUGGAGGUUCAGGGGGCAAAUCUGCUGCUCUGUGACAUUGAGACAAAGGUGGGGGGCUUUUUUUUAGAUCCAACUCUUGGCUUUGGCUUUGUACUGUGGGGCAUUCCUCUUUUUGAGAUACAAAACAGUAAUGAAACGAUCAUGUGCUUUUGUCUAAAAUAACACAUGUACACUUUUUUAUUAAGUUUUCUCUUCUAAACCCAAACCUGGAUAAACUUCCCCACAAACACAGAGAUGAAGAUAAGAUAACCCUUUACUGAUCUUGAGGGAGGAUAUUCGGUAUAAUUUAGAAGAUAAGAUAACCAGAUAAGAUGUAAAAGGAUAACUAGAGAACUGUGUAAAAUAACAAAAUUACAUUUUUUAUUAUGACAGUAGGUGGGUUUGGAUCUACAAUUGCAAAACAAACAAACAAACAAACAAACAAACAACAACAACAAAAAAAAACGCCUGUCCUUUAAAAAAAUGCUCUGGGAUGUAAAAGGAGGGGGAAGGUUUUUGGUCUUGACAUUUCAAUUAUCUCUGCAGUUGAUCAUUAUUUCAGGUCAUAAAAAAUCAUUUCUGUGUUAUUUUAAGUAGCUUUGCUUUCAUUUUCAGAUGCAGUGCUGAUAAAAAAAGGAAAAACAAAUUGGCCCUGAUUUGGUUUAUUGAUAAUAUCUGAUGUCUAACACAGUACAGGCUACAGUUCGACUCCCACCCUCAUCCCUCAUUGGCCUCAUGUCAUCGUCAGUCUCUCUUCCAUGUUUUGACACUAUCCAAUGUCCUGUCUUUUUAUGAAAGGAGCAAAAAAAAAAAAAAAACAAUAAAAAAAAGCAUAGGAAAGUUUAAAACAUUUUUGUCAGAUAGCAGUAUUAAUUGUGUAUUUACUCUCUUUAAUCUGCUUUCACAUCUGUCCUGUUCGAUCUGACUCUAAAGGCUGAGCUGGAGAUGCUGCCCCUGAGCUCCAUACUUCAAACCAAGGCUGUGAAAGACAGCUGCGCAUACAACUCCCUGCUCACAAUCACAGUACAGGGGCGAAAUAAACCCUUCUCCCAGGUCUACAUGUUCCAGUGCGAGGAAACUGGGGUGAGUCACAUUUCACCACAUUCCACAGUGAACUCCUAAUCUUAACUCUGACCUCCUGAGGUCCAACAGAGACAGAUGGGUGUGUCAUGGGUGUACCAUCUCUGGAUCCAUUAUCUUUAUUUCAUAACACAGUUAUGAUGUUAACUGUUACCCGAGUGUUUUACUGAGAGCCUCGUCUGUGUUACCAGGCGGAGCUCAUCAAGAGUGACCUGGAUAAGGUUCUGAGAGGAGGUGUGGAUGUGGAGCCACGCAGAGAAACGCCUGACAUCAGGUUCAAAACCUUGUUAUGUUGACAGAAAUAAGGACUGAGAAAGACACACACAGUUAAAUGCCCUCAUUUCUCUAUGUCACUAAUGUUGUUAGGAGUAAUCUGGAGAAUCUCAUUGGGCAACAUGCUCCAGGAAGUUUCCGGCACACUGGCCCUGCCAUGCAACGAGAGAGAACCCCACCACCUCUACCUGACCACCCGCCCCCAAAGUGGUCCAACAGAGAACCAGGUACAAGUUGAACCGAAAGCAAACAAAAGAUGCUUACCAGCCUUAUGACACGUGCAGAAAAACUGUUCAGUGUGUUUGAUGAAGUUUUAUUUUAUAUUCAAACUACACGCUGCUUACCUGUAGAACAAGUAUCACCUCCAUGGAGCUACAGCCCACGAGAACCACAAAUCCCACAAACCCAACCUGAUUUCCGUGAUCAACAGCUCACUCAAGAGGUCCCCUUUACUCCUGAGCUAUCAGAUGAAGAGAGGAACACAGUAAGUGCUCCCAUCUAAUCAAUAUCUAAUCAUCCCUCUGUUAUCAGAGGACAAAUCUGUCCGUGUGUGAUGGUUUUUUAAAGCUCCUUCAAAGUUAAGUCUCUUAUAGAGUUUUCUGGUUUUCCUUUCUUUCAGGAAAUUUUAAACCAUGUCAUCACUGAUAUGGAGAUCUUCAUGGAAAAUGUUAAAGCAGCAACAACUGCACCAGUACAGCAGGAGAACAAUAACAAGAAGAAAAUGUUUAAGAAGAAGAAACCAAAGACAAACAGUAAUUGACUUUCUCAGUUUAUCUUUUGUGACAUUUAUGGCUGAGGGAGUUAUUGCAGAAGAUUUCAUGUCAUACUGACUUUGCAACUAUCUGUAUCUGAAUUUCUCAACCGGUAGUUCCCCGUCUGCCAUCUUGGGAGGAAUACACUUCUUUUCUUCAGAAAAUCAAAUAUGGAUUCAAUCUGCUGGUAAAUACGCCUAUUCUUUCUCCCCAGAGUGGAAAACGAUCACAGUGGUCAUUAAUGCUGUGAUUUGUUGAUGUAGUAGAUAUAGGGUUGAAUGCUGCAGAAAGCAGUAGAACUUGACUGAAAAGAGUUUCAUAUUUCAGGGUCAGCUUGAUGGGACACUGACCAGCAUCUCAGCUGCAGAGUAUGUCCACAUCUUCUUUUCAAGUUUAGGCAUGGUGAGCUCAUCUACACUCAUUUCUGACUUUGAAAAAAAAAACAACCUUCAAAUGCUUCAAACACCUUUAUCUUCUUAUUCUCAUGCCCCCCUUUUUUCCACAGGUAAUAUCUCAUUAUCCUGCAGACCUGCCUCCCACUGUGCUGUCCCCCCUGCUGACAGUGUCUGCCCUGCGGCUGCUCAGUGAUGUGGUCAGUCCGGAGGAGGACGCCCUCUGGAGGUCUCUGGGAGACUCCUGGAACAUCCCCAGGUAUGUCGGCCUUUGUAACCCUCAACCGGUUACACAAGCCUUUCAUAAAGCUUCCCAUAUACAGCCGAAACACUGUUCAUAAAGCAAAUCUGCUCUGGCCCACCCUUUUUUUGGGUGUGUGUGCAUUUUCUAACAUGUAAAAGUAGGACAGAGUUCAUGUUGUUUUUUUAUUCCUGUGGAUAAAACAACAUAACAAGUACAGACAGAGUCAUACUGGUGGUUACCAUUAAGAGGAGUGACACACACUGAUGGCACAGCUAUCUUCUGGUGUAUGGAGUGGCAUCUCGUCGGCCAUGUUACCAUCUCUUCAGAUUUCCCAAAAUGUCAUACUUUAUUUUUGAUUUAAGCUUUUCAGCGCUUCAUUAAACCAUAUCAAAAAUAUCUUGACACAUAUGCCACUAUUUUUCCUUUUGUGUCAGUGCUUGUUUUGUGUAUUGCUUUUCUUUGAGAAAGACAAAUCUAAUAAACAGAUAUGUAUUUUUUAAGUCAAGAGGUUGCCUCUGUGUUUGAUUUUAACAGGCUUUUACUCUCUUGCCACCUCACAGGUCUCAUUGGCCAAAUGAUGACAUCCCAGUUUACAUCCCAGAGUUCUACGAUGGCUGGCAGCCGCCUCCCCCCUCAGGUGUGGCCUCCCGGCCUCCUUUUCGGAAUGGUCCAAUGAGGAACAGCCAGCACUCACCACCUGACUAUCGCCAAGAAGAGGUACGGCUGUUGGAGUGUACUGGUUCUGACCAUAAUCAUCUUUUUAAAGAUUUGAAUUAUUGAUAUCAUAGAAGAAAAAUAAAAACCUUGUGUAAGUAGUCCAUAGUUGUUCAUGUUAAGUGGUUUUUCAUGCUAGUUGCCACCCACCAUAUAUUAAAGAGGGUCUGACAGUUAAAAAUUGAUGUUCUGAGAUUUGUGAAUCAAGACACAAAGUAAGAGCUUGUGUCUCUUCAGGAGGUGCCAAUGAUUUGAAUGUAUAUACUUUUGCCCGUUCAGCAGUUUUUAUUCAAUUGUCAAACUUAUGAUCUGUUUGGACUGGCAUAUACCUAAUUUCAAAUUAAAGGUUUAAUUUUACAAUCCAGGAAAUCAAGCAAACUGCAAGACAGUAAAGAUGAGAAAAUAAAAGCAUAUAAUCAUUUUAUGAAGUAAUAAUAAAGUGUAUGGAGUAAAGGGUCAAUACACCUUUGUCUGAUGUAUAGUUUUUCCCAAGGUCACAUGGAUAUUGUAAUAUUAUCAUAAAUGUGACUUUCAUUACUUCACUAAUCAUGAGGGGAAGAUGUGAAGCGAUCUGUGGUUACAAUACUAUUAAGAGAUAUUUUGUACAUAUUUCAACUGCAAAACCGGCUCAAACUAAACUAGUCAAGUCAUAGUUUUUAUAUGAAACUCUUUAUUUUAGCUUUAGUAACAGUUACUAAAUCACUGUUGAAGGCUAUGGAAACGUUAAGAAUGUACGAUUGUUUAGAACAGCGUAAUAAACUCAUUGAAAAGGAUGAUCUGUUUUAAAAUCCGUCACCUUUUGUUUUAAACCUCAAUUGCAUUCACUUUCACCGUCUUGUCUCUUACAGCCAGUGUCCAAUGGUCCAUGGGCCUCAACGCCACCUCCGCCUCAGCAGUAAGCAUUAUUGCACUGUUGUAAAAACUGACAUUAUGAUCGUAUUUGCUGCAGGCAUUUUUUCUAACCAGUGCUCACUGGACUUUAUAAUGGUCAUAUACUGCAUCUCUUUGACUAAGUGUGUGUGUGUGUGUGCUCCUGUUUUAGCUCCGCUGAGCCUCCCCUUUACAUGCGGGCCAUGUACGACUUCAUGGCCAGAAACAACCAAGAGCUGAGCAUCAUGAAGGGGGAUGUGGUUGAGGUGAGAUAAACACCUUUUUAGGCAUGUCACCCCCAAAGAAAAAAGACUUUUCCAGUCUACCUAUCUGCUCAACACUACUAGGCCUAUGCACGUAUUUGUAAUCUAGGAUAACGGUGCUAACUUCUAUGUUUCUUGUAUGAAUUUUGCAGGUGGUCCAGAAAACAAGGCAAUGGUGGGUCAUUCGUAACUCCCGGGGUGAGGAAGGGAGCGUUCCUCAGAAUAUUCUGGAGCCAAUGGAGAGCAGUGAGCCCAUGGAAGAUCUUCAAGUGAGUGAGGAUUUCAGAGUAGCUGCACUGGGCCAUUGCUCAUCAAUUAUCAUUCCAUUCUCAUUCUUCUCUCUCUUACAGCGGGGAACUCGUGGUGCAGGGAAUCUGGACAUGACUUCCACACCUGCAGAAGUGGGAGCUUGGCUGAGCUACAAAGGUUUCUCCAACAUGUGAGUGACAUAACCCACAGAGGGAUUUGAAACUUUCAGGUGUUGGUUAAAUAAAUAAAACUUGUAUUGUAUGGUUUGUCAAAUAUUUGGUGCCUCUUUUGUGCAGCACAGUGAGGUCUCUCGGGGUGCUGAGUGGUGGGCAGCUUCUCAAAAUGACAAAGGAUCAGAUAAGAGCUGUGUGUCCAGAGGAGGGAGGAAGGGUCUUCUUUCAGCUUCAGGCUUCUAAGUCAGCCAUUGCAGUAAGUAAUACAUGACAUUAUUAUCACACUCACAGACAACUGUAGCACUCUGACAGUGUUUGACCUGUUCCCUACACUUACAGCUCGCCAGUGAGCCAUCAGGUCGGUACAACAGUGAGUCACCAGGUCGAUACAACAGUGAGCCACCAGGUCGUUACAACGGUGAGCCACCAGGUCGAUACAACAGUGAGCCACCAGGUCGAUACAACAGUGAACCACCAGGUCGAUACAACAGUCGCUACUGAAGAGGAGCUGCAUCACAACACCUUCAUCUUUUCUCCUGAAGCAUCUCAAACUGUUAGUGUCUAAUCCUAUUGUCAAAAGUUGUUAAAAAAAAGUGGAUUGCUGCUUUCAGCAUUAGGGUAAACAGAUUUUGAUCAAUUACAUAUAGUAUAAAAAUGAUUUGUAUUUCAAUUUAUCUUGAUAAUAAUGCACUUUAUAGUGGUCCAUGUAUGUAAAGUUAAAUGUGAUUAAACCAAACAUGUAAAUCAACCCAACACAGUAGUUGGACUGAAACAAAAAACUGUCAUUCUCAUUGCUUUACAAACCCUAUCAUUUUUCCUUAAUAAAAAUAGUCUGAAAUAGUCAAUUCUGAAUGAGACACACUCACUCCAUCAAUAAAACACGGUUCAAGACGCUUCAAAAAAAUUAAGUGCUUUAAUUCAAAUGAAAGUUGCCAUAUUUUCUUUGUAAAAAUACAAAGUUGGGGUUCUUCGGUGCAAAGAAAGUUUCACAUGUUACUAAAGGACACGAAAACUACACAACUAACUAGUAAACUAACCGUCUUCUUUCUGAUCUUGAAACUAUAAGACCGUUUUUAGUGAACUUGAGAAAACUGUCCUGCCCAACACUAACUUAAGGCGGAAUUAAAUGCAUCCUCUUCUACUCUUUCUUGUUUCCCCACUUGGCCAUCUUGUUGUUCACAGGGGUCUUCAUGAAUCUGUCUGAUUUCAUGUAGGCAGCAAUCUUCUCCAGAGCCUGUGAUGAAAAAAACAAAAACACUAUCAAAACAGAAACUCACAUGCCAUUAAUUACAUUUAUACAUCUUACACUGAGACUUUCACAAAGACACAGGAGGCCAAAGGUCAAGUGUCAUUCCUAAAUGUUAUUUUCAGCAGUGACAGAUUAUCUUGUUCUUAUUUUAUAAAGAAAACAAGAAGAAGAAAAAUUAAAUUGAAUUAAAAACGGGAGUGUCAUCACCUCAAAACGACUUAGAAGAUCUUUGAGAUUCUUGAAGUCAUCCAGGCAUUCAGGAUGAAACAUCCUGUGUUGAUCCAGCAGCUCAUACAUAAUGAAGUCCACAAAAGUGAUCUAUUGUAAAAAAAAAAAAAAAAAGACUCAUAGUAAUGUUAACAAUUUAACAGUAAAGAAAGGCGAGACUUUGAAAAGCUGCUGACUGACUGUUUUACAUCAGUCAUUAGUCAGUUGACCUGCAUGUGAAGUCAUUAAAGGGUUAACCCUACAGGCUUUUUUAGACAUGAAUUAAAAACUGUUUUUUCGCUACAUCAGACAACAAAACAUCUGCUGAGUCAUAGCUUUAUAUGGCCAUAUCAUGUCAAAUAGGAUUUUUGGAAUAAGAAAUACAGUUAUAAAAAUCUCAAGUUCAACAGUCACCACACCUUGUCACCUGCAAACCAUUUCCUGUCUCCCAAAAAGUCUGAGAACUGCUUCAGUACACUUGGCAGGCUCUUGAGGUACCCCGGCUUGAUCGCAUCCUGAAGAUGCAGAGAUGAUGUUGGUUGGGGUUAGUGCAAAUUCAAAGGAGUGAAAUGACAUAUUCAAUGUAUUCAAAUUUUAAAUGUGGUGCUCACGAAGUCAGAGUAGCACAUCCUGACAAAGCCGUUCCUGAAGUCCAUGGACUGGUUCUCCAGGAUGUCCACACGGGUCUUUUCGUCCUCCGUCUCUCCACCUGUGAUCAGAAAAUGGAGAGAAUGAAAGUGAGAUUUUGCACUUGAAACUGGAAUUCUUCAGAUACUGUCAUUAGGUCGAUCAAAUUCUACAUCCACGUUUCUUAUUUUGAAUAAAUCACCAGGUUAGAAACACUACUACUUACACAUGUUCUUUUUGCGAGCAAUGUACCGCAUGAUGGCAUUACUCUGUACGAUCUUCUUGUCUCCGUCCACCAAGUAGGGCAGCUAUAACCCAAAAAAAAUCUGUAUCAGUCGACAGUUUAACCAACAAGCUCAAUACUUGAACACUGAAGAACAUUACUCAGAGCUUAAACUAACUUACAUUAGGAAAAUCCAUUCCAAGUUUGGGUUUUUCAUCAAACCAGCAGCUCUUGUCAUAUUGAGGAGCUGUGUGAUUAAAAUCACAAGAAUUAAAAGGUGUGCUGUGAGAGAGUUUUUUCACUGUUAAGAUGAAAAUGAUCAAAACUGUUUAGUAGUAACAUGAAACAUAAACUCUUUACCUUCACCGCAAACAUAGAACUUGUUCUCGUACUUCAGGCCAGUGUACUCCAACAGCAGGCGGAUGGGCUGGGCGAGCUGCACAAGAUUCAAAAUAUAUUAAAAUAAUAAUGAUAAAUAAGAACACUUUUUAACCCUCCUCCUGCGUUUGGGUCUGCACCAACCUGUUUUUGUUUUAUAAAUGCUUAAAAGAACCACUUAAAUUAGUUUUUCUGCAUCAAGACUUUUUGACUUUGUCAGGAACCUCUAUUUCAACAAAAUAAAAAAAUUAAAACGACUAAAUUAUAAAAUGCUCUUAUUAAAAUUAUGGCACUUGUCGUGUUAGGGUCGCUGUUGACCCGGUUAGAUUAAUAUCUAUAAAUUAGAGCAAAAACUAAAAUUAUAUGUGCACUGUCAGGUAGUGCACAUAUGAUUUAGGAAAUUCUCACUUUGCCAUGUUUUUCCUCCAUGUCCAGACAUGUGAGAUCACUUCAGUAUAGAUGUCUGUAUGAGGGGUAUACUGACAAAGAAAGACCCAGAGGCCCACAACAAAAACUAUUAUAAGCAAUAUUUUCAUUGAUAAUGAAGCCUAACAAUGUAACCCAAAGAUGAGAACAAAAUUGGAUGAUAGAGAAUUGUUUUUAGUGUAAUUUACAGCUGAUUUAAGACACGGGUCGAAACCAAGCCAAAAGACAGUGGGUGUGUAGUAAACAUAGACUAUAUAUACUGGAUAGAGUAUAUACAGUAUCCAGUAUUCAUAUACUUUACACAGUCUAUGGAAGUAAAAGCUAACACAGGAGGAAGGUUAAAGGUUGUAUUAGUUGGUUAUUUCAACUUUGCUUACACGUUUCUGUCCCUAAGAACAAUAUAGACACGUGUAUUCUUGUGCAUGUCAUACAUUAUUUCUCACUUUCUUGAAUUUUGCAGACUGGACCCAGGGGACAUAUAAGGCCCUGCAUGAUGCGAGUGUAUACAAAGAUCUGACAGUUGACCUUUGACCUGACCUGCUUAAUAGUUAGCUAUGUAAUCGGGAUGCGCAAGACGCUGCAUGAUGAACUGGUCAGGUUUGGGGUAAUUUUAUGACUACAAGAGCUGCUUUUGAAAGCCAUACAAAAAGCCCACAGCUUUAUAUAAAAGGCACAUUUUCUGCUCAUUGAAGAACAACAUCCGGUCAGUCGUGUUAGUGGAGUUCACGGUCGAGUAGCCGGAUAUUCGGUACACUGGUCAUUGAGAGCAAGUGUAACUGUGCUACCACUGACCUCAAACAGAGAGGGGGGUAAAUAUAUGCCAUAAGUUUUAUCAUUCAAAUUAGGACUCCUGAAUCUGUUCAUCAUAAUUAUAAUAUCUGAGCACGUGUACGUGGACAACGUCUGUUACGUAACAUUUGUAGCGCAAGGUUCUCAAUCACAGACACUGGCUUCAUACACUCCUGAAGAAGUGAACUCAAAGUACUCGAAUAGAAAACCGCCUUAGCUUAUGCUAACAGGUCUGUGAACCUGGUGAAUGUCCAGCUGCAGCCGGGAACGACCACAGCGCUGCAUCACGAGCUGUAACAAAGACACGGACCAACUUACCCCACGGAUAUCCCAGUAAGCCAGUUGCAUUGUCAUCUUGAAUUGCUUUUCGGCACUUAAGGUGUUUGACCGCAGUAAGCUACUUUCCACGCUGGUCGGACGGACGGACGAGGAGGAGAGAGAGACAGGGAGCUGUUCUGCUGGUUUGUAGCAGACGGCGGAGUGGGAGGGGCGGUCACGCGGCUGCAAAAACCGGGUUCAUUGUUUGUCUGAGCAUAGAAAAAUGCACAUGGGGUGCGAUUGUGAGGACGAUAAGCACACUGGCUUUUCAUGUCUUACAGUCAAGGUCGGUACAAUAGUGAGCCACCAGGUCGUUACAACGGUGAGCCACCAGGUCGAUACAACAGUGAGCCACCAGGUCGAUACAACAGCCGCUACUGAAGAGGAGCUGCAUCACAACACCUUCAUCUUUUCUCCUGAAGCAUCUCAAACUGUUAGUGUCUGAUCCUAUUGUCAAAAGUUGUUAAAAAAAGUGGAUUGCUGCUUGCAGCAUUAGGGUAAACAGAUUUUGAUCAAUUACAUAUAGUAUAAAAAUGAUUUGUAUUUCAAUUUAUCUUGAUAAUAAUGCACUUUAUAGUGGUCCAUGUAUGUAAAGUUAAAUGUGAUUAAACCAAACAUGUAAAUCAAUCCAACACAGUAGUUGGACUGAAACAAAAAACUGUCAUUCUCAUUGCUUUACAAACCGUAUCAUUUUUCCUUAAUAAAAAUAGUCUGAAAUAGUCAAUUCUGAAUGAGACACACUCACUCCAUCAAUAAAACACGGUUCAAGACGCUUCAAAAAAAUUAAGUGCUUUAAUUCAAAUGAAAGUUGCCAUAUUUUCUUUGUAAAAAUACAAAGUUGGGGUUCUUCUGUGCAAAGAAAGUUUCACAUGUUACUAAAGGACACGAAAACUACACAACUAACUAGUAAACUAACCGUCUUCUUUCUGAUCUUGAAACUAUAAGACCGUUUUUAGUGAACUUGAGAAAACUGUCCUGCCCAACACUAACUUAAGGCGGAAUUAAAUGCAUCCUCUUCUACUCUUUCUUGUUUCCCCACUUGGCCAUCUUGUUGUUCACAGGGGUCUUCAUGAAUCUGUCUGACUUCAUGUAGGCAGCAAUCUUCUCCAGAGCCUGUGAUGAAAAAAACAAAAACACAAUCAAAACAGAAACUCACAUGCCAUUAAUUACAUUUAUACAUCUUACACUGAGACUUUCACAAAGACACAGGAGGCCAAAGGUCAAGUGUCAUUCCUAAAUGUUAUUUUCAACAGUGAUGGGAGAUGAUCUUGUUCUUAUUUUAUAAAGAAAACAAUAAGAAGAAAAAUUAAAUUGAAUUAAAAACGGGAGUGUCAUCACCUCAAAACGACUUAGAAGAUCUUUGAGAUUCUUGAAGUCAUCCAGGCAUUCAGGAUGAAACAUCCUGUGUUGAUCCAGCAGCUCAUACAUAAUGAAGUCCACAAAAGUGAUCUAUUGUAAAAAAAAAAAAAAAAGACUCAUAGUAAUGUUAACAAUUUAACAGUAAAGAAAGGCGAGACUUUGAAAAGCUGCUGACUGACUGUUUUACAUCAGUCAUUAGUCAGUUGACCUGCAUGUGAAGUCAUUAAAGGGUUAACCCUGCAGGCUUUUUUAGACAUGAAUUAAAAACUGUUUUUUCGCUACAUCAGACAACAAAACAUCUGCUGAGUCAUAGCUUUAUAUGGCCAUAUCAUGUCAAAUAGGAUUUUUGGAAUAAGAAAUACAGCUAUAAAAAUCUCAAGUUCAACAGUCACCGCACCUUGUCACCUGCAAACCAUUUCCUGUCUCCCAAAAAGUCUGAGAACUGCUUCAGUACACUUGGCAGGUUCUUGAGGUACCCCGGCUUGAUCGCAUCCUGAAGAUGCAGAGAUGAUGUUGGUUGGGGUUAGUGCAAAUUCAAAGGAGUGAAAUGACAUAUUCAAUGUAUUCAAAUUUUAAAUGUGGUGCUCACGAAGUCAGAGUAGCACAUCCUGACAAAGCCGUUCCUGAAGUCCAUGGACUGGUUCUCCAGGAUGUCCACACGGGUCUUUUCGUCCUCCGUCUCUCCACCUGUGAUCAGAAAAUGGAGAGAAUAAAAGUGAGAUUUUGCACUUGAAACUGGAAUUCAAUCAAAUUCCAGUUUCAAUUCAAAGGUCAAUCAAAUUCUACAUCCACGUUUCUUAUUUUGAAUAAAUCACCAGGUUAGAAACACUACUACUUACACAAGUUCUUUUUGCGAGCAAUGUACCGCAUGAUGGCAUUACUCUGUACGAUCUUCUUGUCUCCGUCCACCAAGUAGGGCAGCUAUAACCAAAAAAAAAGAAAAAGAAAUCUGUAUCAGUCGACAGUUUACCCAACAAGCUCAAUACUUGAACACUGAAGAACAUUACUCAGAGCUUAAACUAACUUACAUUAGGAAAAUCCAUUCCAAGUUUGGGUUUUUCAUCAAACCAGCAGCUCUUGUCAUAUUGAGGAGCUGUGUGAUUAAAAUCACAAGAAUUGAAAGGUCAGAGAGUUUUUUCACUGUUAAGAUGAAAAUGAUCAAAACUGUUUAGUUGUAACAUGAAACAUAAACUCUUUACCUUCACCGCAAACAUAGAACUUGUUCUCGUACUUCAGGCCAGUGUACUCCAACAGCAGGCGGAUGGGCUGGGCGAGCUGCACAAGAUUCAAAGUAUAUUAAAAAAACAACGAUAAAUCAUAAUACCUCUUAACCCUCCUCCUGUGUUAGGGUCUGUACCAACCUGUUUUUGUUCUAUAAAUGCUUAAAAAGAACCACUUAAAUUAGUUUUUCUGCAUCAAGACUUUUUGACUUUGUCAGGAACCUCUAUUUCAACAAAAUAAAAAAUGAGACUGACUAAAUUAUAAAAUGCUCUUAUUAAAAUUAUGGCACUUGUCGUGUUAGGGUCGCUGUUGACCUGGUUAGAUUAAUAUCUAUAAAUUAGAGCAAAAACUAAAAUUAUAUGUGCACUGCCAGGUAGUGCACAUAUGAUUUAGGAAAUUCUCACUUUGCCAUGUUUUUCCUCCAUGUCCAGACAUGUGAGAUCACUUCACUAUAGAUGUCUGUAUGAGGGGUAUACUGACAAAGAAAGACCCAGAGGACCACGACAAAAACUAUUAUAAGCAAUAUUUUCAUUGAUAAUUAAGCCUUACAAGGUAACCCAAAGAUGAGAACAAAAUUGGAUGAUAGGGAAAUGUUUUUAGUGUAGUUUACAGCUGAUUUAAGACACGGGUCAAAACCAACCCAUAACACAGUGGGUGUGUAGUAAACAUAGACCAUAUAUACUGGAUACAGUAUAUACAGUAUAUCCAGUAUUCAUAUACUUUACAAAGUCUAUGGAAGUAAAAGCUAACACAGGAGGAGGGUUAAAGGUUAUAUUAGUUGGUUAUUUCAACUUUGCUUACACAUUUCUGUCCCCAAGAACAAUAUAGGCACAUGCAUUCUUGUGCAUGUCAUACAUUAUUUCUCACUCUCUUGAAUUUUGCAGACUGGACCCAGGGGACAUAUAAGGCCCUGCAUGAUGCGAGUGUAUACAAAGAUCUGACAGUUGACCUUUGACCUGACCUGCUUAAUAGUUAGCUAUGUAAUCGGGAUGCGCAAGACGCUGCAUGAUGAACUGGUCAGGUUUGGGGUAAUUUUAUGACGACAAGAGCUGCUUUUGAAAGCCAUACAAAAAGCCCACAGCUUUAUAUAAAAGGCACAUUUUCUGCUCAUUGAAGAACAACAUCCGGUCAGUCGUGUUAGUGGAGUUCACGGUCGAGUAGCCGGAUAUUCGGUACACUGGUCAUUGAGAGCAAGUGUAACUGUGCUACCACUGACCUCAAACAGAGAGGGGGGUAAAUAUAUGCCAUAAGUUUUAUCAUUCAAAUUAGGACUCCUGAAUCUGUUCAUCAUAAUUAUAAUAUCUGAGCACGUGUACGUGGACAACGUCUGUUACGUAACAUUUGUAGCGCAAGGUUCUCAAUCACAGACACUGGCUUCAUACACUCCUGAAGAAGUGAACUCAAAGUACUCGAAUAGAAAACCGCCUUAGCUUACACUAACAGGUCUGUGAACCUGGUGAAUGUCCAGCUGCAGCCGGGAACGACCACAGCGCUGCAUCACGAGCUGUAACAAAGACACGGACCAACUUACCCCACGGAUAUCCCAGUAAGCCAGUUGCAUUGUCAUCUUGAAUUGCUUUUCGGCACUUAAGGUGUUUGACCGCAGUAAGCUACUUUCCACGCUGGUCGGACGGACGGACGAGGAGGAGAGAGAGACAGAGAGCUUUUCUGCUGGUUUGUAGCAGACGGCGGAGUGGGAGGGGCGGUCACGCGGCUGCAAAAACCGGCUUCAUUGUUUGUCUGAGCAUAGAAAAAUGCACAUGGGGUGCGAUUGUAAAGACGAUAAGCACACUGGCUUUCAUGUCUUACAGUCAAGUGACAUGAAAACCUGUUAUACAUAUUUUUAGUUUAUGGAGUUUUUCAGAUCAGGAGUAAAGGUGAUGCUGAUCCUGCUAGUCCAGACUUUUCCCCACCCUGAAAGACUUGAAUGAAUGUAACAUGAGUGCAAAAGAGCAUGCAUGGAUUACACUGCUAAUCUCCACUUGAAACUGUGGAAUGGUUACAGUUAGAUAUUGUGCAAUCAUUUGCCCAACAAAAACUACCCUUUCCUCCCAUAGUUUGACUGUAAAUAAAAUGCUUGAAUGUGACCACGGGAAUGGCAAAAUAGCAGGCCCUAUUCAAUAAAAAAAUAAAAAAAACAAGGCCUUUAUGCUUAUCACAUUACCAUAUCAUCCAUAUUUAUGGUUCUUUGUGUGCAAAAGUUGACCUGGUGGACAUUGAGUUUGGCUAUACAGUUACCAAAGUAACAGUUGUUAUGCAUAUUCAUAUUUAUAGUUUGUCAUAAACUGAUUGAAGUAUUAAGGAAGCCCUGAUUGGGUAUCCAUAUACCCUAUUUUUAUUACUCCACUUUCUCUGUGAUAAAGAUUCAAGGUGGUUUGGUUAAGAUCUUUAUUCUCUUGCCUCAUUAUUCUGAGAUAACAUUGCAUUUUUGUACAGACCUCAGCACAUUUUUUUCUUCGUCUCUAGAUAACUGGUCUGGUUUUUCUAUAACUAUGAUUAAAUCGAUGUCAUGAUCUCAAAGAAACAAAGCUGGGUUCUUGUGAUAACAGGAUCUCAAAAACAAAACACUUGGCUGGUCACCUUGAUGGGUUAGAUGAUCAUCUGCCAUGCUACCUCACCCACUAUAGUAAGUUGAAUGACCCCUUUUUUGUGUUUGUGUUGUGUUUUUGCAAUUUAGGAAAUCACCUGAUGUUAAAAUGAGAUCUCAAACUCAACCAGACACAUUAAAUUAUUAAAACACAAAGACACCUGUUUUUCUAAUCACUGGUAUGAGCUAGUAUUCAGACUAGUGCAACUGAGCACCUUUACUUUGAUUCUUUUAAUACAAAUAUUGAGGUUUGUAAUUAGUCUGAAUUUAGAGUUGAACCCUCUGCUCACUUUGACCCUCUGCUCUCACUUUUACAUUCAAGUGUUAUGUGCUUCUGAUGGAUCCACUUCACAAUGCACUCUUUGUUUCACUCUCUCACUCAGUCACAUUUACAGACCCCAUCAACGGUCACUCUCCCUACAACACAUGCAGACAUUAUUUGUCAAAAGGCUGUUUUAUUUUUGUAAUCUGCAAUUUUUUUUUUAUGUCUGGAAACAUUUCUUUGAUUUCAGGCAUGUACAAACUACAUUAAGUCGAGAAUUGUGAUGUAAACGCAUUUUAUUUUUUCUUUGACACAAGUAUAAUUAAAUUAUAUUUCACAAACAGCACAUAUGAUUCUUUGGGAGUGACACGCCAUGCUUUGAAAAGCAACAAACAGCCCAACAGAUAACACCAGGACCCAACUGGAGGGGUGUGAAAAGGGUAAGCUGAGUGCAGUUCUCUAAAAAUAGAUGAAUUUGGCAACUUGCUCAACAAGUGAAAACUCAAGAACAGAUCAUGCACGAUUCACUGUAACAUGACUCAGAUGAAGUUUGUUGCUUCACAUUUUCAGACACAAAGGAUCAGAUCAGUUAGGCUUCAGACAGUCAGUAGAGACAACGCCACAAAAUAAGACUCAAAAUAAAAUGCUACGACUACGUAGCAUUACUGCACACGAGAGACAGAAACGUGCCAUCAUGCAAAAGACUAAAAACGGCAACAACAUGACACAGAGGAGCAGUGGGGACUAUGGUAACGUCAUUCACAGCAGCAGGAAUACUGAAGUUUUGUCACAGGUUAUAAUGCAUGAGGUUUUGUCCUGUGUAGAAAGUCAGGGUCCAAUACUACAAUUUAGGUUUAAGUCUGAGACAUCUACUGAAACACAGUUGUCACAGUCUUAAUGUUGGUUGCUAGGAAACAGCCAAUCAAAAUGAAGUGUAACUUUGACACCACAAGUCUUGAAAUAGCUUCAGUUCAGUUGGUAUUUAAAGAUGUCAGUUUUUACAUAAAAUAACUUUAUUCACAUGCCCACACGUUAAGUAUAGUGUUAGAGGUUUUUCAAACAGUUUUGUAUGGAGUGUAAAAUCCUCAUUUACUAACUUCACUUAAAUGUAAUAAUUGACCCAUCAUUUCAAAAAGAUAACAUAAUAAACUGUUUUACUCUAGUCUUUCAACUAGAAGCAGCUUUAGAAAAUGCUCGUUAUGUGUCAGUAUUUAACAUCAAAGUAUUAAUUCCCUCUGGGUCACUUGAGCUCCAUUUGCCCGUAAAGUCAAC
Messenger RNA from Xyrichtys novacula (pearly razorfish), 17427 nucleotides. NCBI's taxonomy places the organism in Eukaryota, Metazoa, Chordata, Actinopteri, Labriformes, Labridae. The record is from the annotation of a GenBank genome assembly.